This is a messenger RNA of Hevea brasiliensis (rubber tree), 1104 nucleotides long. Its product is annotated as cysteine-rich repeat secretory protein 38. NCBI's taxonomy places the organism in Eukaryota, Viridiplantae, Streptophyta, Magnoliopsida, Malpighiales, Euphorbiaceae. The transcript has 2 exons. The coding region runs from base 64 to 972 and encodes 302 amino acids. The record is from RefSeq and is a predicted model, not a curated record.
AUUCAUCCUAGGAAUAAUUGCAAUCCCAGCAUAGCAAGUUGACUUUACCAUACAAAAGGCAAAAUGCCAGGAUUUGAUAGUUUUUUUUUUAAUGAUGAAACUAAAGCACUUGCUUCAUUCAUGACCUCUGUAUUUUUCCUUUUUCCUUGGAUUCAAAGAGAAAUGGAGAUUUUCAUUUUGUUAUCUACCUUGCUGUUGUUAUCCAGACCUUCUCUUGCUGAUACUAAUGAGAUUCUUGGUUUGCAAUGUUCAGGCUCUGAUAAUGCUACCCUGGAGAAUCAAUACCAAAUCAAUCUCAACAAUCUCCAGGAUUCACUUGCAGCAAAUGGGCCUGUUCACAAUGGAUUCUACACUGCCACAGCCGGGAAAGAUGCCUACAUGAUUUUUGGCCUUACCCAAUGUAGAGGCGAUAUUUCUCCCACAGACUGUGCAACUUGCAUCAGGAACUCUACCAUGGUGCGUGGCUGCUCAACUAGUAAGAACGUUACUAUAUGGCUUAAAUGGUGUCUUCUUCGGUAUUCAAACAUUAGCUUUUUUGGUGUAUGGGAUCAAUCUGCAAUGGCUUUAACCAACGAUACUAAUUUCGAAGAUUCAAACGUGGUUUCUAAAGGGCUUAACUUCAUGAAUGAGCUUGCUGCUACUGCUCCAGAGCCACCUUUGAUGUUCCAGACUGCGGUAUUGGAUGUGGGACCAAGUGGGAAGAGGUAUGGGAUGGCUCAGUGCAGCAGAGAUAUCAGCAGGAGUGACUGUGGCAAGUGCUUUAGUUACCUGUUGGUGACUUUUAGAACCACAAUUGGGAACAAAAGAGGAUGGGAGAUUUAUGGGGCUAGUUGUAGCAUGUGGUAUCAUGAUUACCAAUUCUAUUUCAACUUCUCAAUCCCCGUAAAUGAAGGAGCUGUGCAAAUCUCAAAUGAACGAGUUGCAAUUGGAUUGAUGAUCCCAGUUCUAGUGUUCCUGUUAUCUAGCCUUUGAAUGGUUUUCUUUUGGUCAGCGAAAAGACGAGGGCUGCAGUCAGCCGCACGUAAAGGAAAUUUUUUUUUUACAGGUUUCUUGCAUUUUCCAUUAGGAUAUUUACAAUUUGUUCUUUAAAUUUUACCCUAUAUU